AUGCUGGUCACCCUGCUCUUCCCCUGGGCCAGCCGGCCCUUGCGACGCCUCACCUGGUACUGGCACCCUUGCAGCUGGGCCUUGAGUGGACAGAAGAGCCCCCACAGGGGUCUGCAAACCACUUGGGCCACCUCCAGCAGCGAUGUCACCCCCGUCUUCACUAGGGCUUUGAAUUUUGGUGAUAAAAUUGCCAUCAUCGACCAAAACGGCGAGCACACGUACAGGGACCUUCUCACCCGCAGCCUGCGCUUGUCCCGGGAGAUCUGCAGAGCUCUGGGCUGCUCCAGCAGGGACCUGAAGGAGGAGAGGGUCUCGUUUCUGUGUCCCAACGACGCCUCGUACGUGGUGGCCCAGUGGGCCACGUGGCUGAGCGGGGGUGUGGCAGUGCCCCUCUACAGGAAGCACCCCCUGCAGCAGCUGGAGUACGUGGUGCAGGACUCGCAGAGUGCUCUGCUCCUGGCAGCAGAGGAGUACGUGGGGAGGAUGGCCCCGAGUGCUGAGAAGCUGGGUGUCCCCCUCCUGCCCCUCCUCGGGACCCGCGGCGACGGCUCCGAGAGCCCCGUGGCCGUGGAAGAGGGUCCCUUGGCAGCCUGCUCCUCGUGGAAGGAGAGAGGAGCCAUGAUCAUCUACACCAGUGGGACCACAGGGAGACCGAAAGGUGUCCUCAGCACCCAUGGGAAUGUGCAAGCUGUGACCACAGGGCUGGUUGAAAAAUGGGAGUGGAAGAAGGAGGAUGUUAUUCUGCACGUGCUACCUUUGCAUCAUGUCCACGGGGUGAUCAAUAAGCUCCUGUGUCCUCUCUGGGUGGGAGCCACAUGCAUCAUGCUACCUGAAUUUGAUGCACAGAUGGUUUGGAACAGGCUCCUGAGCCCUGAAUCUCCCCGUGUCAGUGUCUUCAUGGCAGUGCCCACUAUCUAUGCCAAGCUGAUAGAGUACUAUGAGAAGCAUUUCUCUAAACCUCUAGCCCAGGCUUUCGUGCAUGCCUUUUGCCAGGAGAACAUCAGGUUAAUGGUGUCAGGCUCAGCAGCCCUGCCCGUGCCUGUCCUGGACAAGUGGAAGAGCAUCACUGGGCACACCUUGCUGGAGAGGUAUGGGAUGACUGAGAUUGGAAUGGCCCUCUCAAACCCUCUGCAUGGAGUCCGUGUCCCAGGUAGGAGUCUCUAG
Molecule: messenger RNA, 1164 nt
Organism: Merops nubicus (carmine bee-eater)
Lineage: Eukaryota; Metazoa; Chordata; Aves; Coraciiformes; Meropidae
Product: acyl-CoA synthetase family member 3, mitochondrial-like
Exons: 4
Coding region: 1-1164 (387 amino acids)
Biological process (GO): fatty acid metabolic process
Molecular function (GO): medium-chain fatty acid-CoA ligase activity
Source: RefSeq, a predicted model, not a curated record